This is a messenger RNA of Aedes albopictus (Asian tiger mosquito), 1851 nucleotides long. RefSeq lists its product as uncharacterized. The coding region runs from base 277 to 1668 and encodes 463 amino acids. The transcript has 6 exons. The record is from RefSeq and is a predicted model, not a curated record. NCBI's taxonomy places the organism in Eukaryota, Metazoa, Arthropoda, Insecta, Diptera, Culicidae.
GUUGCCAAAUUUAAAUCUGUAUUUUGGCCUUCCAAAAAUCUGUAUCAUCUGUAUGACUACUUUUUCCGAAAAUCUGUAUGAAAUCUGUAUUAUUUUACGGAAAAUCUGUAUGAUAUUCUGUAAGUUUUUGAAAAAUCCGUAUAAUCUGCAUCCUUUUCCAAAAAUCUGUAAUAUUGGUAUACAGAAUUCUGUAUGAUAAGCUGCGAAAAAAUCUGUAUGAUUACAGAAAAAUCUGUAUAUUUGGCAUCCCUGACUACGCCUGAACCACAUUUGUAAAUGGAUGAAUACGUUAAGGACAUCCUCCGGAAGUGGGAACUACCGGAGCUGAUACCAACAUUCGAAGAGGAAGAAGUCAACGAGAAAGCCUUCAAAUGCCUCACAGACGAUAUCAUCCGAGAAUUGGUACCGAAACUUGGAAAGCGUGCUAUUUUCAACAAAGCCUACAGAGCCUACCGGGAAGCUUUGGAUGCUUUGGAUAAAAAGCCCGAUUUUAGCGUUGUGGUCAAACCGCAUGAACCCGUAUCCUUGCCCGAUCCAGUUUGUUCCCCGGUGGUAGUGAUAAAGUCGGAAACUGCAAUCGGGGAUGUGCCAGACAAUGAUACAUCGAUGGUUGAGUCACAAGUAUCGUUGGAAGAUACCUUCAAACUCGAACCACAAGUUCCAGAAGAAGCUGUUGCGGAAGAAGUUCAAGUUUCGGAACAUCAAGAACUUGAAGCUGCAUCUGCAUCGUCAGUUGACAAUGAAUGUGUUGAUACGUCGAAAACAGCACACGGAUCGCUAGGCACUUCAGGUGUUGACCAAUCAUUGAUGGAGACCGAGAGCAAUGACGAAUUAUUUGGUAGUGUUUCAAAUACCUCUGUUAUAAAUCAAAACUUGCCAGAAACAUUUCAGGAUAAGACAGCGACAGAUAAUGCUGUUACAGAAACUACUGCCGAGCUUAGUAUAAAUGCGAACAUUUUGAUCGAAGCCGAAGAAUUAGACCAUGAAGGACUGGACAAUGUUUUGGCAACUGCGGUCGAUGUGGAUAAUGUACAAACCGUCGGAGAAACUUUUGAUAUAAUUGAAACAUCUAUGAGUAAUGUACAACAUGAACGAUCAUCAAACGAUUCUCCGAUUACAGAAAUGACUGAAUCUCAGUUUACCGAAGAACGUGCAUACCAUGGAUCAGACAAUCAAUUAGUAGAUUCAGCAAUUGAUGAAGCAUUGAUCGCACAAGACCAGGAAGACUGUGGAUCAUCCACUCAAGCAGAAUACCCCCUCCGCAAUCAAUGUAUCGAUGGCUCACCAACCUCGCACAUAACCUUCUCGAUUUCAGAACUUUCCGAUCCAGCUGAAGAAGAUCUCAAAAGCGCCGAGUCUCUGCGUCAACUGUUGAGCACUUCCACAACCGUAAACCAUCUGUUGGGGAAACCAUUUUUGACCAGAUCCACAAGAAACGCAUUGACGGAGGAGAUUGUGGACCAUUUGUGUACCUCGGCUGAUGGCGUUUUGAGUAACGAACUGUUGAGAAGUUGGGCUCGAGCAGUGGAACUUGUUUUCGCCCAAGAGGUCAACCAGUUGUAUUUCCGAGAGUCCGAGGAUGGCUACUCAUGUGGUGGAAAGUUGGUCCAGUGUUAUCAGCGGCGGAAACAAGGCGGUGCAGAUACGGCGAACAGGGAAACUGGAUGAAGUAGGUGGUGAUGACAACACAAGUUAGUCGAACACAAGAACUCUGUGAUAUGGGAGCCACGAUAGCCACACUGUAGCACUAAGUCUGCAAAAAGGUAAAAAGAAGUUGUUUAAAUUGCAUAUCGUAAUUUCAAGAUGAGGUACCUUUAAGUUUACAACUACAUGAUUAAAAACCAAUUCAUU